This is a messenger RNA of Stylophora pistillata, 1325 nucleotides long. Its product is annotated as alpha-N-acetylgalactosaminidase-like. Gene Ontology annotation, biological process: oligosaccharide metabolic process; glycoside catabolic process. Gene Ontology annotation, cellular component: cytoplasm. Gene Ontology annotation, molecular function: alpha-galactosidase activity. NCBI's taxonomy places the organism in Eukaryota, Metazoa, Cnidaria, Anthozoa, Scleractinia, Pocilloporidae. The record is from RefSeq and is a predicted model, not a curated record.
GAGAGGAAGAUCAUGUCGGCGCUGUUUGGAAAUUUGAUUAUUUUCUUAAAAUUUCUGGUCAUAUUUCCAGCACAUGCCCUUGACAAUGGCUUAGCCAUCACUCCACCAAUGGGAUGGAUGGCAUGGGAGAGAUUUCGAUGUAACAUAGACUGUGACGAUGAUCCACAAAAUUGUGUCAGUGAAAAAUUGUUCAUGCAAAUGGCUGAUCGCAUUGCUGAAGAUGGCUUUCAAAAAGCUGGAUACAAAUACGUCUGUAUAGACGAUUGCUGGGCUUCCUACAAUCGCACAUUAGAAGGUGAUCUUCAGCCAGAUCCUACAAGAUUUCCAAGUGGAAUUAAGAAGCUUGCUGAUUAUAUUCAUUCCAAAGGUCUCAAGUUUGGAUUAUAUGCAGAUUAUGGUCAUCUAACCUGUGAGCGUUAUCCAGGAAGCAUAGACUACAUUCAGCAGGACAUGCAGUUGUUUGCUGACUGGGGUGUGGAUUAUCUUAAGAUGGACGGUUGUUUUGCUGAUCCUCUUACAUUUGACGAGGGUUAUCCCACAGUAACAAGGGCACUGAAUGAAACAGGGAGACAUAUUGUGUUCUCCUGUAGCUGGCCUGCGUAUCAAGUGUGGGGUGGAAUGACGCCCAAUUACCAGCUCAUUGCAAAGCACUGUAAUUUAUGGAGGAAUUACAAUGACAUACAGGAUUCUUGGCUCAGUAUGGUUAGAAUUGUUGAAUGGUAUGGUGAUCACCAACAUGAAAUGAUACCUGUUGCUGGACCAGGACAAUGGAAUGAUCCCGACCAGCUGUUGAUUGGAAAUUUUGGUCUUAGCUAAGAACAGUCUAAGUCACAGUUUGCUCUCUGGGCAAUUCUGGCUGCUCCUCUCAUGAUGUCAAACGAUCUUCGUGAUAUUGCUCCAUGGGCCAGGGAAAUAUUAUUAAACAUGGAGGUGAUAGAUGUGAAUCAGGACAAACUGGGAAAGAUGGGGCGACGAGUGACUCAGUCCCCCAGGAGGUUUACUGAGGUGUGGUGUCGUCCGCUGCAUGAUGGAUCUGUUGCUGUGGUUUUGUCCAGUCGUAGAGCUGACCAGCCCAUUCACAUUGAGGCGUUCUUCCACGAGGUUGGUCUGCCUACCAUCAUGGCGAAGGCACGCGAUCUUUUUGAACAUAAGGACCUCGGCACAUUCAAGAAAAGCUUCAGGGCUAAAGUUAACCCUAGUGGGGUAGUCAUGGUCAAAUUGUCUCCUAUACAUUAUGAGUUGUGAGAUGGAUCAGCAGCAGUUUGUUUUUUUAUUUAAAAUUAUUAUUUAUUUGUAAAACCGCCUCCCGGUUAGCUCAAUGGAUA